Dreissena polymorpha is the source of this 891-nucleotide messenger RNA. RefSeq lists its product as uncharacterized. NCBI's taxonomy places the organism in Eukaryota, Metazoa, Mollusca, Bivalvia, Myida, Dreissenidae. The transcript has 3 exons. The record is from RefSeq and is a predicted model, not a curated record. Bases 1 to 891 code for a protein of 296 amino acids.
AUGGUUGUUAUGGUGAUUAUUGUGAUGGUGAUGGUAUUGUUGACGGUGAUGGUGACGGAAAUGGUUGUGAUGGCGGUGUUGGUGGGGAUGGUGUUGAGGAUGGUUAUUAAAGUGAUGGUGGUGGUGAUGGUGUUGUUGGUGAUUGUGGUUGAUGGAGAUUAUGGUGUUGAUGGUGGUGGUGGUAGUGGUGGUGAUAAUGGUGAUGGUGAUAGUGGUGAUGAAGGUAGUGGUGAUAGUAAGUUUGUUGAUGGUUGUGAUGAUGGUUAUGGUGAUGGUGGUAUUGGUGAUGGUGGUGGUGGUCAUCGUGGUAGUGAUGGUGGCGGUGAUGGUGUUGGUGGUGGCGAUGAUUGUGGUCGUUUUGAUGGUAGUUGUGGUGGCGGUUGUUUUGGUGGUGAUGAUGGUGAUUGUUAUGGUGGUUGUUGUAGUGAUGGUGGUGUUGAUGGUGGCGGUUUUGGUGGUGGUGAUGGUAUUGCUGAUGUAGAUGGUGGUUAUGGUGGUGGUGACAAUUGUGGUCGUUUUGAUGGUAGCGGUGGUGGUGAUAGUGGUCGUGAUGGAGGCUGUGGAGGUGGUGAUAAUGAUGUUGGUUAUGUUUGGGUGGUGGUAAUGGUGGUGAAAAAGGUGAUGGAAGUCGUGGUGGUGGUGAUGGUGGUUGAUAUUGAUGAUAUUGGUUGUGGAAUUGGUGGUGAUGGUCCGUGUGAUGGUGGUGGUGAUGAUGGUGAUGAUGAUGAUGGUGAUUAUUGUGGUGGGGAUGUGAGUCGUGAUGAUGGUGGUGGUGGUUGUGGUGGCCGUGGUGGAGGUUGUUUGGUGACGGUUGUGAUGAUUGUGGUGCUGAUGUCGGUGUUGUACGUUGUAGUGAUGUUCUCCGGUUACUUUAUGGUCGCCAAACUGUAA